AUGGCGUCUUUUUUUUCAGACCACAAAAAUCAUCCAGCGAAUGUCAUCUGUGAGUUGUGCAGAUUGUUCUACGAUAACAACUGGGUCACUGGGACCGGAGGUGGAAUUUCAAUCAGAGACGUCGAUGGAGAAAAUCCAGACAUCGUGUACAUAGCCCCCUCGGGUAUUCAAAAAGAAAGGCUUCAUCCCAAAGAAAUGUUUGUUGCAGAGCUUCCUGACAAAAUCUUGAGAAGUCCCAACGAAGACAAUGAGAAAGAGCCCUUGUCCCUAGACUUGGCAGCAAACUUCAAGUAUAAGCCACUGGCUUGCACGCCGCUUUUUUUGAGCAUAUACAAUCUCCGGGACGCAGGGGCAUGUAUCCAUACUCAUUCGCAAAAUGCGGUAUUGGCAACUAUGAUUUGGGAGGACAAGCUCGUUUUCGAGAUGAAUAACCAGGAGCAAAUUAAGGCCCUUCCUAAGCUCGAGAUGAAUGUAGCAACAGGCAAAAUUGAAAAAGUCGGAAGCUUGCAUAAUCAUGAGACAAUGGUUAUUCCAAUUGUCGAUAAUACGCCUCUUGAGGAGGACUUGACCGAGACUUUGGAGGCGACUUUAAAGAAGUAUCCUGGUGCCACCGCUGUCUUAGUUCGCCGCCAUGGUAUCCACGUGUGGGGAGAAAACAUCUGGAAAGCAAAGAUAUACAACGAGGCCAUCGACUAUUUAUUAGAGUUGGCUAUUAAGAUGCACCAGAACGGAAUUCCCUUGAUCAAAGAUUAA
Molecule: messenger RNA, 753 nt
Organism: Metschnikowia bicuspidata var. bicuspidata NRRL YB-4993
Lineage: Eukaryota; Fungi; Ascomycota; Pichiomycetes; Serinales; Metschnikowiaceae
Product: methylthioribulose 1-phosphate dehydratase
Exons: 1
Coding region: 1-753 (250 amino acids)
Cellular component (GO): cytoplasm
Molecular function (GO): metal ion binding; methylthioribulose 1-phosphate dehydratase activity
Source: RefSeq, a predicted model, not a curated record